Molecule: messenger RNA, 2969 nt
Organism: Ceutorhynchus assimilis (cabbage seed weevil)
Lineage: Eukaryota; Metazoa; Arthropoda; Insecta; Coleoptera; Curculionidae
Source: the annotation of a GenBank genome assembly
AUUUACUUCACUUAUGUAAUACGACAAUAACGCUUCGAUAUACAAUUUGAUUUGUUUGUACCUAUCCUACCAUACCACCAAGAAUUGGACUUUUUACUUCAGAACUAAUGUUAGGUAAACAGCAGCAAAACCUGAAAAACAACCUUUUUAUUUUAUUUUUUUAUUUGAAUAAAUAAUAUUUUUAAAAUAUUCCUGUGUCUGGCUCUGGUCAAAUAUGAAGAAAGUUAAUGUGUACUCGCAAGAACAACUGCUACAAAUCCAAUCAGAAUUCUCCAGAAUCAAAGAUGUAUGCUAUCUGGAUCAUGCAGGUGCGACUCUUUAUUCGGAAAAACAAAUGGAAAAUGUUGUUAAAGACUUAACUAGUAACAUUUAUGCCAAUCCUCAUGCUGUCAGUACUUCUAGUCAAUCUACAAUUGAUGCUGUAGAUAUAGUACGUUAUAGAAUCCUCAGCUUCUUCAACACAUCCCCUGAAGACUAUUCAGUUAUAUUCACAUCUGGAGCUACUCAAGGCUUAAAACUUAUAGCUGAAACUUUUGACUUCAACGGAGGCACUCUGAUUUACUUGGAAGACAAUCACACUUCGGUUUUGGGCAUGAGAUGCUUUGCUCCCAAUUGUAGAGAACUCAAAAUUGAGGAGGCUUUUGAGCUUUUGACUGAAACACAGACAAAACAAGCAUACAACCAAGAUGGUAGAAAUUGUCUUUUUGUCUAUCCAGCACAGAGUAAUUUUGCAGGAACAAAAUACCCUUUUUCUUGGCUGCAAACAGCCAAAACCAAAUUUGGACGUUGCUAUACCCUCCUGGAUGCAGCCAGUUACGUUUCCACCAACCCUUUGGAUUUAUGCCAACACCAACCAGAUUUUGUUACUAUAUCUUUCUAUAAAAUCUUUGGGUAUCCAACUGGAUUGGGUGCUGUCCUAGUCAAGCGUUCCAGCGAAAAUAUUUUAAGAAAACAAUAUUUUGGUGGUGGCACUGUACUUAUGGCUUUAAGUUCCAAAAAUGUAAUGGUACCUAGACAAAAUAUUCACGAGCGGUUUGAAGAUGGUACCUUGCCCUUUUUAGCAAUCAUCAGCCUUGCACAUGGUUUUGAAACUUUGCGCCGUCUUGAGCUCACUCCAAAACUAAUAUCUCAACACACCUUUAAUUUAGCAAAAUAUACUUUUACAAAUUUACUGUAUAUGCAUCACUCAAACGGUACUCCUGUGGCAGUCCUCUACAAUUUUUCAGGAUUUGAAGAUAUCCAAAAGCAAGGCGGCAUCGUGAAUUUUAAUCUAAGACGAGAUACUGGAGAAUUUGUUGGAUACUCAGAGGUGAUGCAUAUGGCCAAUUUGCAUGGGAUUCAUUUGAGAACGGGAUGCUUUUGUAAUCCUGGAUCUUGCCAAAAGCAUUUGAAUUUGAGUUCAAAAGACGUUCAAAAACAUUUUGAGGCUGGUCACGUAUGUGGUGACCAAAACGAUUUGGUUGAUGGCGUUCCAACCGGAUCAGUGAGAGUUUCAUUUGGAUACAUGACAACUUAUGAAGAUGCAGAUAGAUUUCUUGAUAUGAUUGAAAAAUGCUUUGUAACGCAUCCUGUGAUAAGAAAAAGGAGGCAAUUUGAAGCACAUUUCUAUAAUGAGAGGAAUUUUAAUGAAGAAGCUAAAAAUAAAAUUGAUAAAAAAGAAUACACUUUACCUCCUGUGAUUAAAAAAGAAUCAGAUUUAUCAGGUGAACUGCAAAAAAUCUACUUGUAUCCAGUCAAAUCGUGUGCAGCAUUUGAAGUUAAAAGACCAUGGAAAUUGACAGAAAUAGGAUUGGAAUAUGACAGAAGAUGGAUGAUAGUCAAUGCAUCAGGCACUUGCGUUUCUCAGAAACAAAUUAAAAAUUUGUGCACUCUACGACCCAUUUUGGAUUUUGCUUGUAAUGCUCUGAGACUUAGAAUAAAUGAUACAGAAAUGGCUGUACCACUAGAACCAUCCAACAAUGGGCCAAAUUCCGAAGGAUUUUUCUGUAAUAGUAAAGUGUGCGGGGACAAAAUUACCGGUUACGAUUGUGGAGAUACUAUUGCUGAAUGGCUAUCUGAUCAUUUGGAGAAACCUGGUCUAAGAUUGCUCAGACAAUGCGAUUUUAAUGAGAAUAUUGCUGUAAGAACUUCCAAACAAGGCAAACAAACAGUUUUAUCUCUUGCCAACAAAGCUGAAUAUCUUCUUAUCAACACGGCAAGCAUUCAAUGGCUUAGAGAUCGCAUUCCGCGAAACGAAACAUUAUCUCACUCUCUGGACUCUAUAAUCCACCGAUUUAGAGCUAAUUUAAUUGUAGAUUUUAAGGAGCCUUUUGUGGAAAAUAAUUUGGAAGCUAUUUCGGUUAAUGAAGUAGCUUUUAAAUUCACAGGGCAUUGUACAAGAUGCCAAAUGAUCUGUAUAGACCAAGAAACUGGAGAAAUAUCCAAAGAACCUUUACAAACUUUGUCUAGGGAGCUGCAAGGAAAAAUGCGCUUUGGUGUAUAUUUAAGCCAAAAUAACUCUGAUAAGGACGCCUUUAUUCAACCAAAAUCUUUAGUGAAUGGAUAUCUGAAAAAUCAAUAAGCUCAGUAUUGAAUCUUACCAACUGCAACAAAAACUGUAAUAUGCAGUGAAGGAUUUAGAAACAUAUUUUAAUAAAGUUAUUUUAUUUUACAAACAAACACAACAACACACAAAAUAAUUACAAAAUUUGAGAAUUUGUUUCAGUCCCAAAAAAAAACAAUACUUUACUUUCUGCAUAAAAAUCAAUGAAACAUGUUGUAUUACUUAAUUAUUUUAGAUUUUGUUCAACAUUAAUUCAAUUGAGAUUACCUUCAACACACAGACGUUGCGACUAAAAUCAUCAGUCUUAGGUAUAUUGGAAAAAAAGGCGUAGAAAAAUUAGAAAACUGAAAAAUAUGACUGAUAAAUGAGACCGACGGAUGUAGUUGCAAAGUAGACAAAACAGCUCCACCAUGUGGCAAAUCCUAGA